CGACUUAUUCUUCAGCACUGGAGAGGAGAGAUUCAGGGGUUGCGCACAGCAACUCUCUCUCUCUCUCUCUCUCUCUCUCUCUGCCCUCAACAUGUUGGUGGCUCUGAGCAGAACCAGCAGAACCAUGCAGCUCAGGAAGCUCCACUGGUCCAGGGUCAUCCUGCAGAAUCGCAGCGGCAGCAUUUACAGCAAGCCGCCCAAGACCAAGAUCGGACCUGGGCAAAGUUUCUUUAUCAUGUCCGUGUUCGCUGUGGCUCUCCUGCUCCCUGCGGGAUGGAUCCUGCACCACCUCCCUGAGUACCGACAGCGGCGUCCUGCUCCGCCCCCCUGAACGGAGCACCACCCACGUGUCGCACUGCACGCUAACACCAACCCCACCUACCUGUCACGCAUUGUCCAUUAUUCACCUCCCUGAGAGACAACAAGCCCAAAACACACUUUCUGUGACAGUUCUCCUGAGGAAGCCUGAACAGGAGAGGAGGAACAGGCUACGUCACUUCUCCAUGGUGUUUAACGCGUUAGUACAGCAGACUGCGAAUGUCAUUUCUGUCGCUUAACAACUCCACAUUCCUUUCUGUAAUAAAUACAUGCUCUUUAAAUAAUAAACCUCUUGCAUAUA
Neoarius graeffei (lesser salmon catfish) is the source of this 619-nucleotide messenger RNA. RefSeq names its product COX8 domain-containing protein. Gene Ontology annotation, cellular component: mitochondrion. Gene Ontology annotation, biological process: mitochondrial electron transport, cytochrome c to oxygen. The record is from RefSeq and is a predicted model, not a curated record. Lineage: Eukaryota; Metazoa; Chordata; Actinopteri; Siluriformes; Ariidae. The transcript has 2 exons. The coding region runs from base 92 to 331 and encodes 79 amino acids.